Eucalyptus grandis is the source of this 2033-nucleotide messenger RNA. RefSeq names its product metalloendoproteinase 2-MMP. Gene Ontology annotation, molecular function: metalloendopeptidase activity; zinc ion binding. Lineage: Eukaryota; Viridiplantae; Streptophyta; Magnoliopsida; Myrtales; Myrtaceae. Gene Ontology annotation, cellular component: extracellular matrix. The record is from RefSeq and is a predicted model, not a curated record. The transcript has a single exon. Gene Ontology annotation, biological process: proteolysis; extracellular matrix organization; collagen catabolic process. Bases 250 to 1749 code for a protein of 499 amino acids.
UCCGUAGAAAACUUCCACCCGUCCGCCACUACCUUCCAAAAAAGACGAUGGAAAGUUCGGAGCACUGCGGGGCGAUGCUUCCGGCAUAGUCGUCAUUCGUCCUUGCACGUCUCGUCACCCCCGCGGCUUCUUCUGACCUCGCUCUCGCCCCCACGGUCCCCCAUUCGCCCAUGGGGAAAUCCCGACCGACAGUCAACCCGAUGAGGCGGACCUCUCUCCCUUGAUUUUCGAUAUUUCUCGGAAGGAAAGAUGACCCGUCGUCGUCGUCGCCGCCGCCCACUCUUCCCUCCAACGCUGCCUCAGAAACAACGGCGUCGUCCACCACCACAGCUCCCAUACACGCUUUCGCACCCAAGAAAGGUCAGGCAACACGAAAGCUCCCCCCGGAACAAGUCAAAACUCGAGGCCCCCCCUUCCUUUUCUUCACCCGUCAGGCGCAGCCACGACCCGCGACGAAGACCUCCAUUUUUUUAUCCCGCUCCUGAUCGCCGGCUUCGACCCGUCUCUUCUCAAUUCCCCUCUUUACCAUUUCCCCAUAAGAGACGCCCCGAUCUCUCCCCUCCCAUCUCAAGUUUCGAUCUCUCUUUCUCUAUCCCACCAGCUCUUCAAUUACAGCCAAUUGACAUGAGGUUUCUUCAGCUCUUGGCGACGGUGGUGGUGGUUUGCCUGGCCCUCGCGCCGCCCCCGUCGGCUUCGGUCUCGGCCUUUUUCCUCCCCAACAUAUCCUCCAUCCCGCCCUCGCUGCUCCCCAACGUCUCCUCCCCCGCCUGGAACGCCUUCCGGAACUUCUCCGGCUGCCACGCCGGGGAGAGGCGCGACGGCCUCGCUAACCUCAAGAAGUACUUCCGCUACUUCGGCUACAUCCCCGAGACCCCCUCCAACUUCACCGACGACUUCGACGAUGCCCUCGCGUCCGCCAUCAAGACCUACCAGCACAACUUCAACCUCGAGCCCACUGGCCAGCUCGACGACGCCACGCUCACGCAGCUCGUGCGGCCGCGCUGCGGCAACCCCGACAUCGUCAACGGGUCGACGGCCAUGAACUCCGGCAAGGCGGAGUCGCUCAGCGCGACCCACUUCCACGCCGUCGGGCACUACACCUUCUUCCCGGGGACUCCCCGCUGGCCCGACGGUAAGAGUGACCUGACCUACGCGUUCCUGCCGGCCAACCAGCUCUCCGACGACGAGAAGGCCGUGUUCUCGCGCGCCUUCCAGCGGUGGGCGGCAGUGACGCCCCUGACGUUCACGGCGACGGACUCGUACACCGCCGCCGACAUCAAGAUCGGGUUCUUCAGCGGGGACCACGGCGACGGGGAGGCGUUCGACGGGGUGCUGGGGACCCUGGCGCACGCGUUCUCGCCGCCCAGCGGGAGGUUCCACCUGGACCUCGAUGAGAACUGGGUGGCCACCGGGGACGUGACGACGUCGUCGCUGUCGUCGGCGGUCGACCUGGAGUCGGUGGCGGUGCACGAGAUCGGCCACCUCCUCGGGCUCGGGCACUCGUCGGUGGAGGAGUCGAUCAUGUACCCGACCAUCACGUCGCGGACGAAGAAGGUGGAUCUCGCGACGGACGACGUUCAGGGGAUCCAGGUGCUCUACGGCGGCAACCCCAACUACAACGGCUCGUCGUCGACGCCGUCGACUUCGCAGGAGAGAGAGACCAGCGACGGCGGCGAGCCCCGCGCUCCGGGGCCGCGAUGGGCGGGAAGGGCGAUCGUCGCCGUUGGAUUGGGAAUGUUGCUCUUGUGACCGUAGGAUGAGGUUCCCCCCGAGAUUGUUUUAUUAACGUUGAUUUUUUCUUUCGUUUCUUCGGUAGUUAGGAUUGGUGGAUGUCGCUGCCAGAUCUUUUUUUUUCCAUUAUAGCUUCUGCCCAUCAUCGAAUCUGCACCGCAGAUGCAGAAUCGAUGAACGGCUGCGAUGUGUUUAGGAGCAACCCCGUCUUGUCCGUCUGACGAGAGGAUGCUGGGCCCCUCUAUUAAUUGAUUUAGUAUAUAUAUAAUACAAUACUCUCAUAGACUAUUCUUUUUUUGUCA